This is a messenger RNA of Temnothorax curvispinosus, 1655 nucleotides long. Its product is annotated as F-box/LRR-repeat protein 7-like. Gene Ontology annotation, cellular component: SCF ubiquitin ligase complex. The transcript is spliced from 6 exons. Gene Ontology annotation, biological process: SCF-dependent proteasomal ubiquitin-dependent protein catabolic process. The record is from RefSeq and is a predicted model, not a curated record. Gene Ontology annotation, molecular function: protein binding; RNA binding. The annotation marks the transcript as partial. Lineage: Eukaryota; Metazoa; Arthropoda; Insecta; Hymenoptera; Formicidae.
AUGAUUGACGGCGUACCGAUACGAAAAUUAUUCGUCACCAAUUUGGCUCGGGAGACAAAUAAAAACCAUAUACGCACGUGCUUUUCGACGUACGGACACGUCCACGCUUGCCGUUUCGUUUACCGAAAUCAAGGGUUCAAUAACUGUGCGUUUGUCACGUUUACCAAAGCGGCAGAUGCAGCGACAGCGAUGCGAGACGGGAGUAUAACGUUGCACGACAGACAUUUAUUGGUGAGGCCCGCAUAUUCUUGGUAUCAACCUGACAGUACGGAGCAGACGUUCAUGUACGCGAUGGUGGGAAAUGAUGGGGACUCGACCGAAACUGGCGAAACACAGCUCAGCACGGAACAAUACGUUCACAACGAUCGUCUGCCGAACGACACCGAAAAUGUAUCGAUCCAUAUGCUGAACGACCAUUGCUUGAAACAUAUCUUCCAGUUUUUGCCAAUCGUAGAUAGAGUCCGCAUAGAGAUAGUUUGCAAGCGCUGGAGACGCGUAGUCAAAAAUUCGUGGCAUACCACCAAGACGUUGGAUCUUUCGCCAUCUACGUGGGGUAUCGCGUACACCCAUACCAUCCCUACGGUCGUACUUCGCAAAAUAUUGCUCAAAUGUGGCAAAUUCUUAACGCGAAUAAAUCUAAACGACCCAAAUAAUUUUCUGAGCGAAGACACGUUGACCGUUAUCGGGCAACUUUGUCCUAAUCUAAGGAAUAUCGACGUUACCGCGCUUACAGUUUCCGCGUCAGAGAUACGCGCGUUAGGAAAACGUUGCAGAAACAUUACCGAGCUUCGUUUAGGAACACUCAUGUCCAAAUGCGACAGCGAGUUGAAGCGUUUGUUCGCGCUGAAUGAAAAUUUUCGAUAUCUCGCGAUAACGGGAAAUUUCAUUUCGGGCAAAUGCUUAUCGUUCUUACCAGCGCAAACUAUGCGUACAAUUGUAUUGGACCGUUGCUACUGUCUUGGGGACGCUCACCUUUCAACGGCACUGAAGAAUCUCGAAAAUUUGAAACAUCUAGCGAUAAGUAAAUGUGCCCGUAUAGCUGAAGGCACGUUUCAAAUUGUCGGUCAGCAUUGCAAAACUCUGACAACAUUGGAGCUCAACGGAAACUUUCCUUUAGCACAAACGACGGAUAUGUCGCAUUUAAAUCACCUUGUCGAUCUGCAAGUUUUAAAAAUCACGCACAAUCCUAAGGUAUCGGACCAUUUCCUCAUCGAUUUGGUACAACAUUGUCAGCAGCUUACCAACGUAGACAUUACGGGUUGCCACUACGUGACCGAUGUCGGAUUAACGGCUAUCGCCUCGUUGGCAAGACUCGAUAAAUUAGUCGUCAGUUAUACGCGUCUGCUUACCGACGACGGCUUAGAAAACGUGCGUGGCUUAAAACAAUUUAAGUGCCGAAGAUGUCUAUUUAGCGAUCGGGCCGUGACAACGCUCAUCCGAUCCUCGCCUGAAUUACGAUUGUUGGAUCUCUUUGGAUGUAGGAAUAUCACGGACUCCACUCUUGAGGUUGCCAAAGACGUUUGUAGCGGUCGAACCAACAACGUGACGUUGAACAUGAUCUGUGGAAGAACGGGCGGAAUUCUCACCAAGAAAGAAAUAGGUCGAGAGAAAGUGCCUACGCUGUUAAAUUUAUAUUCAAACAGUCUAUAUGCCAA